Molecule: messenger RNA, 609 nt
Organism: Dujonia railenensis
Lineage: Eukaryota; Fungi; Ascomycota; Pichiomycetes; Serinales; Debaryomycetaceae
Source: the annotation of a GenBank genome assembly
AUGAGAGUCUACACAUGCCAUUUUUGCUCGUCGCCAGUUUACCCCUUACACGGGAUUAUGUUUGUUAGAAACGAUGCCAAGGAGUUCAGAUUCUGUCGUUCAAAGUGCCACAAGGCUUUCAAGCAACGUCGUAACCCACGUAAAUUGAAAUGGACCAAGGCCUUUAGAAAGGCUGCUGGUAAGGAAUUGGUUGUUGAUUCCACCUUGACCUUUGCUGCUAGAAGAAACGUUCCGGUUAGAUAUAAUAGAGAUCUUGUUGCCACUACGUUGAAGGCAAUGUCCAGAGUUGAAGAGAUCAGACAGAGAAGAGAAAGAGCCUUCUACAAGAACAGAAUGAGAGGCAACAAGGACAAGCAAAUCAUUGCUGACAAGAAGUUGGUUGCAGAGAAUGAAGUUCUUUUGAAGAUGAGAGAAGUCGAAUUGAGAAGAAAGGCCGAAAGAUUGGCUGCUAAGGAAAGCGCCAUGGACUUGGAAGAUGACGAAGACAUGCUCAGCGAAGAAGAAGAUAUAGAAAGUGACAUGGAAGCCGAGUCUGAUUCUGAAGUAGAAUCCACCAAGCAAAAGGUUUUGUUAAAGAACAAACCAAAGAAGAAGAAGGUUGUUGUGUAA